Messenger RNA from Enterobius vermicularis (human pinworm), 426 nucleotides. The record is from the annotation of a GenBank genome assembly. NCBI's taxonomy places the organism in Eukaryota, Metazoa, Nematoda, Chromadorea, Rhabditida, Oxyuridae.
AUGCUUGCUAAUGGCCGUGAAUUGGCGGAACUUUGCACCGAUCAGUCGUAUGAACGCCGUUUUGAUGGACAACUUUUCAUCUUACAGGACAAUCGAUGGCGUUCAUCAUAUGCUAUUUUGAAAGCAAAUCUUCUCUUCUUUUUUAAUCGAAUUGAAGAAGUUGGAACUGAAGCGCCAUUCAUGAUCCUGAUACUGGAAGACUGUUGUAUGGAACUUUGCGAUGACAAUCUUACUGGACGUGAUUUUUGUUUUGAAAUCAGAUUUAAGACGACUGGACGCCGAUUUAUUAUGGCAGCAGAAACAUUUUAUGCAUUGGGUAAAUGGAUAUCAAUACUAACUGUAUCUUCGAUCGACUAUAUUAAUUUAACAAAACAGUCAUUUCUUGAACAACUGGCAAAUGAAGAAGUAAAAAGCGAACAGAAGUAA